CCGAGUUGGUUCUUGUGGACGAGGACGGCGGAUUCAGACAUGCCGCAACUCAAUUAGCUUCUCUUAGGUUAGUAUCUUUUCCGUUGUUUAGUUAUCGUAUAUAUGGAAAUGCUGGGACUCGUGUUUAUUUUUGCAGGCAUCAUCUGAUUGAUGAACAAGUAGGAUGGUUGAAUAUGUCGGGGAAGCGGAUCAAAAAGCAUUUUAUGAUCCAUGCUUUGAUGCUGCAAAAUUAGCAAAGUGGCUUCCUGCUGAUGAUGGGAAGCCAACCCUAAAAGUUAGUUUUUUAGGUUUGAUUACUGAAACAUCAUCAGUCGGGAUUGACAGGCUAAUGGAUGAUGUCAAAAUGAGAUUUAGAGAAGUGCUUCUUAAAAGAGGUUAUGCUGAAGAUAAUGAGAGUGAACAAAUUUCUGAUGAACUUGCACGUGGAGGAAUAAAAUUUGCCAUCUUGCAGAAUGUUGGGGAGCGAAAGAGCAACGAUUGCAAAAUUGAUAUUGUUGGGGUUCUCGCCUCUAAGGGGCAUCCUGCAUUCCACUUGCAACUUGUGUAUACCAGUGUUAGUCAGUUUAUUGAUGGUGCUAAAGUAGAUAUUCAAGACAUUAACAAGAAGUUGGAUGAUGAUUUUACUAGUAAUGAACCCAACCUCAGGGCUAUUGUGCUGAACCGGGAAAGACGAAAAGAUGAACUUAUAUCACCAAAAUCUACUCCUUUAAAAUAUGGCAACACUUCUAGGAAUUCAGGAAGACGUGGUGUAAAGCUUAAGAAGAAGCCUCGCAGUUCUGGUGGAGGCAGUGGCGGUCCCAAAAACAGGGCGAGGAGAUUGUCAAGUCCUGAAAAACCUUUAUUGGAUCACAGUUAUUGGUUACCGAAGGUGAUAAAAGAUAUGGUCCAUAGAGGGAUCCAGGACUGGGAUCCUCAUGGUUUACAUUUGGUGAUGGUUCAAACAGUGUAAAUCCCAAGAAGGCGUUGAUCGAGUAUUCGUCAAAGGUCCUUGGAAGUCGUAUGACUGGUCCUCUAUUGAUGUCUAGUAUUGUUGGGGAUACCCUCUACAAGAUCUUGGAUUUUUCCAGGGUGGAAAACCAAGACAUUAGUCGAUGCAGUCAAUUCUACGACUGUGGAUUUCAGGUGGAUUUCAUCCAUUUUUGUUUUUUCUAUGGAAACCUCACGGUGAUAUGUGUUCAUCUAAAUUAUAUAUGC
Molecule: messenger RNA, 1194 nt
Organism: Papaver somniferum (opium poppy)
Lineage: Eukaryota; Viridiplantae; Streptophyta; Magnoliopsida; Ranunculales; Papaveraceae
Exons: 4
Coding region: 164-949 (261 amino acids)
Source: RefSeq, a predicted model, not a curated record